AUGAGCAAGGAGGACUAUUAUGCCGAUUAUCUCGAGUUUUUCACGCGCAAGUUUCACGAGGACGGCUGGCAGGCGGUGGUGCAUCGUUAUAUGUUCUCGAGGACAAAAUUGGCGGAUGAGAUGCUGGUGAGACUUUUUGCUGUUCUCAAUGGCAAGAAGGCGGUCGACAUCAGGUUAACCAAAGACGAAAUGAAGGAGAUUUGGGACAUUUUGGAGGCGAACCCCAUCAAGGGCGAUCGGUAUCCGCCGCAUAUUCAGGCGUUCAGUCAGUACUAG
Molecule: messenger RNA, 276 nt
Organism: Cladophialophora psammophila CBS 110553
Lineage: Eukaryota; Fungi; Ascomycota; Eurotiomycetes; Chaetothyriales; Herpotrichiellaceae
Exons: 2
Coding region: 1-276 (91 amino acids)
Molecular function (GO): oxidoreductase activity
Source: RefSeq, a predicted model, not a curated record